AUGCGGUCGCAGUGCUCACCUGGACGGGUGAGCGUCUCCGGACCGUCCAUUCUUCCCGGAGCAAAGGCUGUUGAGAACAGGGACCACCCGCACUACUGCAGCCUCCUAAGGAAGAUGAACAUGCCUUUUGUGAAAGGCGUUGAGGACAGACAUGACUGCGGCAGAAUCGAAAAGAAAUGCAGCUGCGCUUUUCUUAAGUUUCACCCUCAGCCGCCCUCCGCCCUGCCAGACCGUCAUUUGCACCACCCUUGUCCACGGCCGUUCGGGCCGGAUUUCCCGUUGUUUCCACUUCGCGACGAAGUGCCUUUAAGGGACCCUUGUUCGCAGUGCAUGAGCCCAGGCGGCGACGCCGACUUGAAGCCUGGCAUUGGCAGAACCAUCCCGAGCCUGGUGGAUUUUAGUGACGUGAAACCGCAACAGCGCGUUCCCAGGCCAGACACGGGAUUUCAGACGACCCUGAAAAGGCAAAAAAUUCUAUUAGAAGAACUGAAACAAGACAGCAAAUGGAAUUCCAGGGCAGUACCAGACAUUUCUAUCCGAGCAAGACUUGGAGGUUGGACAAGCCCAGUGAAAGUCACUCCUUCACAACCACGCCAUGAAGGAUGCUCAGUAAAUCUCACGUACACGUUUGAUGAGGAAGCAGCGUGUGCAGGUGAUGGAGAACCACUUUCACAGCCAAGCAAAAAGUAUACUGCAAAGGACUCGUUCUAUAAGUCCUCUACACAGAAGGCUUAUGAAAGUGUUCCUUGGGACAAGAUGCUGCCACCAAAGCUCGAUCCAGAAGAAACAACAGUGGAAAAAGCCGCCGACCUUGUCUCACAGUGUUUCACCCUGAAGAGAUACGAGAGCACGCCAGCCUUAACCCAGAUGGUCGGUGGACUCUGGGACAGAUUUCAAACAAGAUCUUUCUUGGCACCAGUCAAACCAGUUAAUUUCGUGAGUCCAAGUUCUAGAAGCAAAUACAUUCCUCUCUACACGGGCCAUGUGCAGUCCACCAAUGCUGACGACAUUGACAACCCCUCCGGGGACAUCUCGUCUCUGGCCACACCUCGGAGCUCCAGAAUCCUCUGCUCAAACAUAAGUCGCUCUGCCAACAUUCCUGGGUACACAGGGAAGGUCCACUUCACAGCCACCCACCCGGCAAACUCCAGUAUCCCGGCAGCGGCCCCCUCAGUGGACUCCGAAGUGCACCGUGUCUUACGGGAAGAGAUGGCGGUUGACCUCUUCCGUCGCCAGGCACCCCUGUCCCGAUUGGUCACAACCGUAAAGCCCUACAACCCCUUCAGUGAUAGGAAGAGAGAAACUGCAGGCUACUGA
Messenger RNA from Miniopterus natalensis, 1317 nucleotides. RefSeq names its product sperm microtubule inner protein 7 (gene SPMIP7). The record is from RefSeq and is a predicted model, not a curated record. NCBI's taxonomy places the organism in Eukaryota, Metazoa, Chordata, Mammalia, Chiroptera, Miniopteridae. Gene Ontology annotation, biological process: spermatogenesis.